Molecule: messenger RNA, 3579 nt
Organism: Chenopodium quinoa (quinoa)
Lineage: Eukaryota; Viridiplantae; Streptophyta; Magnoliopsida; Caryophyllales; Amaranthaceae
Product: nuclear pore complex protein NUP98A-like
Exons: 13
Coding region: 211-3228 (1005 amino acids)
Biological process (GO): protein import into nucleus; RNA export from nucleus; post-transcriptional tethering of RNA polymerase II gene DNA at nuclear periphery
Cellular component (GO): nuclear pore cytoplasmic filaments; nuclear pore
Molecular function (GO): structural constituent of nuclear pore
Source: RefSeq, a predicted model, not a curated record
UAUUUUUCCCAUUGAAGCUUUUCACUUUUACGCUGCACCUCUCUCUCUUUCUCUGUCCUCCCCCCCCCCUCUCUCUCCUCCAUUAAAGCGUACUCUGAGUUCUCCAUUGAAGCGGCUUCAGAGGUUUCUCUCCUCCAUUGAAGCAGCUUCUCAGGUUAUUGUGGAGAUUCAACAUUACUUAAUCUGCUGGAAACACCUUUGUAAAGAAGCAUGUUUGGUUCAAGUAGCCCUUUUGGGCAGUCACCUAGUGCAUCCUUUGGAUCUCAGUCACCUUUUGGGCAAAGCAAUCCAACCAGUAAUCCUUUUGCUGCUAAUCCUUUUGGUGCUGCUAAUCCUUUCGGUGCACAGACAGGAGUUUCAAUGUUUGGUAGCACCUCAACUGGUGUUUUCGGUCAAUCAUCAUCACCACUGUCUUCAACACCGGUGUUUGGUGCAGCUUCAUCACCAGCAUUUGGGAGUUCCAAUCCGGCUUUUGGAAGCUCAUCAUCAUCCUUUGGAGGGUCAUCUGUGUUUGGGCAGAAGCCUGCUUUUGGAGGUUUUGGUGCUGGUGCUCAAACAAGUCCAUUUGGAAGCUCAUUUCAACAAUCACAGCCUUCAUUUGGCAGUAAUGUAUUUGGUGCUUCUUCAUCACCAUUUGGUGCACAAAGCCAACCUGCAUUUGGUGGUACUAGCUCCCCUGCCUUUGGAUCAACUACAGCAUCAUUUGGCGCUACAAGUUCCCCCGCUUUUGGAGCUACCAGCACCCCUGCCUUUGGCUCAACACCUAGUCCAACUUUUGGAAGCACAGGAACUGCCUUUGGUGUGUCAAGUUCGCCUGCUUUUGGGUCAGGAGGAGCAUUUGGGUCUUCCAGCACUCCUGUCUUUGGCGCUGGCGGCACCUCUGCAUUUGGUGGCGCUACCACCCAAGCAUUUGGUGCUGCUACAACUCCAACCUUUGGGGCUACUCCUAACUCUUCAGCCUUUGGUGCUGCUCCUUCUUCAGCUUUUGGGGCUAGUACUAGCACUCCAGCAUUUGGCGCGGCAACUUCCAGUUCCCCAUCUUUUAAUUUUGGCUCCAGCCCUGCCUUUGGUCAAACUACAUCUACUUUUGGAAGCUCCGGUUUCGGGUCUACACCAUCUUCUUCUCCAUUUGGAGCGUCAACUUCCACUACUUUUGGUGGUGGCUUUGGGCAGUCAAAUUUGGGAGGAAGUAGAGUUGCUUCCUACACACCAACUUUAGAAGCUGAUGCAUCCGGUACCCAAGCUGGAAAGUUGGAAUCAAUAUCUGCCAUGCCAGUUUAUAAAGACAAAAGCCAUGAAGAGCUGAGAUGGGAGGAUUACCAGCGUGGUGAUAAAGGUGGUCCUGCUCCUGCUGGUCAAUCUACUCCAGGGAUGAACUUUGGCAUGUCUACUCCAGCGCCGACACAAACACCAACACAGUCAAGCCCCUUUUCAACCCCAGCGUUUGGACAGACGUCAUCAAACCCUUUUUCAACAUCUGUACAAGCAAAUCCAUUUGCUUCAAAACCUUCUGGUUUUGGAACUACUACCUCAACAUUUGGUUCCUCACCUUUUGGCUCUAACACAACACCUGUUUUUGGGUCAACUCCAGCAUCAACACCUUCCUUGUUUGGAUCAUCGACUCCAGGCUUUGGUUCAGGCACUUCCCCUUCUCUUUUUAGUGGAAUGUCUUCCGCAAUUGGAUCUACAUCUACAUUUAAUUCUGCACCUACUCAAGGUGCUCCUGCAGCAUUUGGUUCCACUUUUGGGAAUUCUCAGCCAUCUUCCCUGUUUCAGCCAUCUUCCUCACUUGGAACAGGAACUACUUUUGGGCAAACUAGUUCCUCCAUUGGACAGAGUCCUAACUUCGGACAAAAUAUGUUUAAUAGUUCAUCAUCUGCCUUUGGGUCAAAUGUAUUUUCAAGCACCACAAGCAACCAGUUUAAUUUUUCUCAAAGCACUCCCUCUCUUUCAUCUCCCUUUCAAUCCAGUCUUCCUACACAGACAACUAGUACUUUUAACUUGAGCACCUUUGGUCAGGCGCCAGCAGGUGUGGGCAGUGGCUUUGGUGGAUCUGGCAUGUUUGCACAGAAUCCUGGACAGCUAUCUUCAAACCAGAUAUCUGCAGUUGCCCAACCAGUUGCAGUCACAAAUCCUUUUGGGACCCUUCCAGCUAUGCCUCAUAUGUCAAUUGGAAAUACUGGAACCUCACCAUCCAUUCAAUAUGGGAUCUCUAGCAUGCCUGUUGUUGAUAAACCUACCCCUGUCAGAAUAUCAUCCUUUUUAACGUCACGACAUUUGUCUCAGAGGCGGAUCAGGCUACCCGCAAGGAAAUAUCAUCCUAAGAAUGAUGGUUCAAGGGUUCCUUUCUUCAGUGAUGAUGAUGAGGCGCCUAGCACUCCUAAGGCAGAUGCUCUAUUUGUUCCCAGGGAAAACCCAAGAGCAUUGAUCAUUCGGCCGAUUGAUCAAUGGCCAAAAUCUUCAAUGAAGGAAGCGUGUGUCUUGGUGCAUGAAAAUGGUAAUACACCAAAUGAGAAUGAGCAUCUUGAGAAUGGAUCCCUUGCUGAAGGGAAUGGUAGCAUGCCCAAUGGAAAUGGAUUGAUUAAGGAACGAAGUCAUCCUGUUAGAAUCAGCCAGAAACCCGGUGCUACCUCUGAUGAUGCUUCAAACCAUAAAGGAGAUUCUUAUAUUACACUUUCAGGUCACAGAGCUGGUGAGGCGGCUAUAGUAUAUGAGCAUGGGGCUGAUAUUGAGGCAAUGAUGCCUAAACUUCGGCACUCCGAUUAUUACACAGAGCCCCGUAUUCAAGAGCUGGCUGCUAAAGAAAGGGCUGAACCAGGGUUCUGCAGACAUGUCAAGGAUUUUGUUGUGGGACGACAUGGUUAUGGAAGCAUUAGAUUCCUGGGGGAAACUGAUGUAAGGCGGCUUGAUCUCGAGACGCUUAUCCAAUUCAACAAUCGAGAGGUAAUCGUCUAUAUGGAUGAUAGCAAGAAACCCCCAGUAGGUCAAGGUCUUAACAAGUCUGCUGAGGUUACCCUUCUUAACAUCAAGUGCUUUGACAAGAAGACUGGUAAUCAAAUCUUAGAAGGACCGAGGAUUGAGAAAUACAAGGAAAUGCUGAAGAAGAAAGCAGAGGAUCAAGGUGCUGAAUUUUUGUCCUACGACCCUAUUAAAGGAGAGUGGAAAUUUAGGGUCAGCCACUUCAGCAAAUAUGUGCUUUAUGACGAUGACCAAUGGGAUAUUGCUUGACAGUCACUGUUUUUCCUUUAAAUUAGCAGCAGAUGUUAUAUGUACCUGGUUGCUGCAAGUUUUCUGCUGGCAGGUCCUUUGUUGCGAUCUUUCAUUUGGUUUGUUUUUUAUGGGUUUUGUAUAUGCACCAAUUAUUUUUGGUUCUACUGCCAUCUUAUGGUGGAAAAUUGUAUUGUAAUUUUAAUUUUCAAUUUUGGUGAUGGAAGUAUGGAACGUUUGGAACUAGUUAAAAUUUAGAAAAUUAGUUCUUCCCGGCCUCCUGGGGUUCUGUUCUCUUGGCCAACGGCCAACGCUAUGUCUAUAAUUUCUCAUAUAAUUGGUUUAAAUCUGAAGGAAAAGUCUUAUUAGGUA